Molecule: messenger RNA, 6344 nt
Organism: Nymphaea colorata (pocket water lily)
Lineage: Eukaryota; Viridiplantae; Streptophyta; Magnoliopsida; Nymphaeales; Nymphaeaceae
Product: receptor like protein 22-like
Exons: 1
Coding region: 665-3940 (1091 amino acids)
Molecular function (GO): protein binding
Source: RefSeq, a predicted model, not a curated record
CAGCGAGAGACAAAUCAAAGAGUGUUGUUGCACGCCAUCAUGGGCGUAGGUGCGCUGCAAUUGCUCAAGCACCAAAGCCAGUAUUGCUACGCAGAAGCACCAUUAUUUUUUUGGAUGAAGAAGCAGCACUAUUAAAAGUGUGGAGCAUAGACCCAACCACCACUGGUCUCUUGAAGUUGGGGAAGAUCGUAGUUGAGAGAGAAGGACCGACUGGAGACGUAAGGUAACAGAGAAACAGGGAGAAAGGGCCAAUGUUAUGCGAGGGAUCAAAAAUCCAGUAUUCUUAUUUAUCAUAUAUAUAUAUACAGUGUAACUCAGAUGUAUAUACAUGUAUGAGACCCAUUGUCAAUGGGAUACAGCUGUAGACAACUAUAUUACAGCUGUUUAUUCUAAACUUUCUAGGCAAACCUCCUAACAUGGUCCUAUGUAAAAGCGUGUCGUGAAGGGAAACGGAGCUCCCGGCCCCGAGCAUUCAAUUUUCUGCCUUUUUCUUCAUCAUAAAAGCGCCACCGGUGCUUAUCUCUUAUGUCCAGCAGAAGUUGUGUAUCAUAUUUGGAUUGGUUUCGGCCGCUUACUACAUAUAUAGAUAUAAGAUUAGAGAGCUCAUCAGGUUGGACGCACUUUUAGCUAAUCCAGCGAUCAAAGAGUGUUGUUGCACGCCAUCAUGGGCGAAGGUGCCGCUGCAAUUGCUCGACCACCGAAUCCAUUAUUGCUAUGCAGAAGCACCAUUAUUUUUUUGGGUAUGUUCGUUAUUGGUGUGGUAUGUGCUUCGAAGGAUGAAACACCACCACCACCAACAAGUACAGAAACGAGCGGAGCAGUUUCGAGGAUCUGCCUCGCCAACCAGAGUUCAGCACUUCUUCAAUUCAAGCGGAGCCUUCUGGAGAUGCAACCUGAUGUGCUGAGCUCAUGGCAGCACAAUGGAUCCGACUGCUGUCACUGGAAAGGAGUUACUUGCAAUAACCUCACUGGCUUCGUCAUUGCAUUGGAGAUACCUUUUCAUGAUCUUGGCCUUUAUGGAUAUGAUCAAGAUAUCUAUCUUAAAGGUGUCGCCAUUGACUCUUCCCUGUUCAAGCUUCCAUAUUUGCAACGUCUGGAUCUCAGCUACAACCUAUUGAACGGUAUCAUCCCCAAGAGACUCGUGGAACUCACCCACCUGACCCACCUCAAUCUGUCCCAUUGUGAGUUCUCUGGUCAGAUCCCAGUAGAGUUGUCCCAAAUGACACGAUUGGUCUCUCUUGAUCUCUCUUAUAAUCCUCGCCUACUACUCCAGCAUCCUAAUUUCUUACAGCUUUUCAGGGGCUUCGUUCAUUUGGAGCACCUUCGACUGGAUAGAGCUGACGUCUCCAUGAGCUUAAGAGAAGUAAGCAUGACCUUGUCCUCAUCUCAGGAACUGCAAACAAUAAGCUUAUCUGGGUGUAAUAUUUCUGGCACAAUGGACGAAUCACUUCUCCAUUUUCAGUCGCUAUCUUACUUGGAUUUGGGGUCCAACAAACUUGAAAGUAGUAUCCUUGAAGGUUUAUGCUCGCUUGGGAACAUCACUUCGUUAAGGCUUCGUGGAAAUUUCAUGACCGGGGCAAUUCCGCCAUGUCUUUUCAGUCUUCCCUCUUUAAAGGUGCUGGACCUAGGCCGCAACCAUCUCAUCUCCCAAAUCCCCAACCCGAUCCCCUCCUCCCUAACUGAACUGGACCUAAGUGACAACGGACUAACUGGGAGCAUUCCCUCAUCACUCUUCAACCUCUCCUUUCUAGCAACACUAGACCUCAGCCACAAUCUUCUAACAGAGAACUUUCCUUCUUCCCACUUCAAUCUCCCUUUCCUAAAAAAGUUAGUCCUCAGUGGGAAUAGCCUAACUGGGACCAUUCCAUUGUGGCUUUUCAACUUCUCCUCCUUAGAAGAACUAGACCUCAGUAGCAACUAUCUGCUUGGAGUUCCCUCAAUGCUUUUCAAUCCAAUCUCACCGUUGAAAACAGCGGACCUUAGUGAUAAUUCCCUAAGUCGGAGUGUUCCCCCAUGGCUUUUCAACCUCUCCUCCUUAGAUUCACUAGACCUUAGCAACAACUUCCUAACUGGGGUUCCCUCGCUGCUUUUCAACUCAAACUCCUCCUUAACAACACUAGACCUUAGUCACAACAACUUGAUGGGCAGAAUUCCUCCCUUGCUUUUCACCCUUCCUUCCUUAAGGAAACUAAACCUCGGAAGUAAUAAGUUCAGUGAUCUGCUCGCCAACUUUGACAAUAACCUAUACUCCCAGCACUUGGAAUUCCUUCAGCUUGAUCACAAUUUUCUUAGUGGUGAUAUCCCUUCUUUCGUCAAGAGACUUCCUGCCUUGAAAAGCAUUGACCUUUCCUCUAAUUGUUUCAAUGUUACCGUUGAUCUUUCUUUCUUUUUUAGUAUCAAGGGCCUUGCUGCAUUGGACCUUUCCAAUAACACAAGGCUGACAGUUGAUUCAUCCCAUUCCAGCGACGAUGCACAAGGUAGUUCCAAGGAUUCUUCUGGGAUUCAAUCUUUAAAAUUGAACUCUUGUAAUAUUCGGACUUUUCCUAGAUUUGUCUGUAAACUUAACGAUCUUGUGGCUCUAGAGCUUUCCAACAAUAACAUUGAAGGGGAGAUACCAUCUUGCCUGUGGUGGGAACUUAGUAGUUUUGAUGCUCUGGUUCUUGAUCAUAACAAGCUACAUGGUUUUGAAGAGCCAGCCCAUCGGAUUAGCUUAGCUGCAGAUGGCGGCCUUUUGUACAUGUCUGUCUCCAAUAAUCCGAUCGAAGGGGAAAUUCCAACUUUCCUUUGCGAUGUAGCACCAACGUUCUUGGACAUGUCAGAGAAUUCCUUGAUGGGUGAGAUACCGGAUUGCCUUGGUAAACAAGUGACUGUACUGAAUUUGAGAAAGAAUCAACUAGGAGGCCAAAUUCCUGAUGGAUUCGAGUCGGGGCUUCUCGAGUUUGUCGCCUUGAGUGACAACUUACUCACUGGCAAAAUUCCAAGGUCUCUCUUCAAUCGCUCAUCUUUGAGGGUCCUGGAUCUAGGAAACAACAAGUUGAACGACUCUUUUCCUUCUCAGCUAGGCCAACUACCUAAGCUUCAAGUGCUGAUUUUGAGGUCCAACCAUCUACAUGGACCUAUUACAGUUGACGCUUCUCAGCAAGAAUUUCAUUGGUUAAAGAUCUUCGACAUAUCUAACAAUUACUUUUCAGGGUCUCUCCCACAUGAGUUGUUUCAAGGCUUCAAGGCCAUGAUGUCAGGUACCAAAGAGAAUGAAAUUGAGUUCUUUGAAAUUGGCUUGACCUUCUUGAGUGGGUAUUGGGAACGGGAUGUUGACCAUUUUGUGGAGGAAACAAUCAAGGGAGAAUAUCGUUUGCAUAAAGAGUUCAAGAGGGACUUGACUAUCAUAGACCUAUCUAGCAAUAAUUUCACAGGCCGAAUUCCUGAAGAGAUAGGGUCCUUGACGUCCUUAUACAUAUUAAACAUUUCUACAAACCAUCUAGUUGGCUCCAUCCCCGAGUCAUUUGGAAAGUUGCAGCAGAUGGAGUCGUUAGAUCUCUCUUACAACCAGUUAUCAGGAGUUAUACCUGGGGACCUGUCAUACAAUGACUCGCAUGGGAUGAUACCACAAGGAAACCAGUUCAAUACUUUUCCGGCGUCUCCUUUUAAACCGGCAUCUCCUUUUGAAGGAAACCCGAUGCUUUGUGGACUAAUGGUGAACAGAUCUUGCCCUCAUGCUGGAGGAGAUGGUCUCGUUGAGAAGAAAAACAAGCAAAUAAAAGAGAAGGGAUGGAAGUAUGGAUCAGUAGAAUUCGGUUUUGCAGUUGGCUUGGUGAUCACAACUCUCUCCUUCUUGUUCAUGAACAGAGUAACAGAUUGGUAUUGGGAUCGAACUGACAGGAUGAUAGACUUCAUCUUGCAGCGGGUUUUCCCUUCUCGAUUUGGCAGGCGUAGGCAUUAAGCGAUCAGGUUCUCCUCAUGAAUCAAGAUUGGUUCCAGAUUUCUGGUGCUAGUGAAGUCCAUCUCAGUUGGCAUGUGUGUUCUCUAAGUCCUUUUUCUUGUUUUUUGUUUCGUUUUGCCCUUUUUUGGUGUAGCCAUUUCACGUUUGGUUAUGUGCUGAAUGUAAAUUCAAUAAAGUAAGUUCACUGAAUCCUCUGAUCCGGGAACAAGACCUGCCCAUAUGCGCGUGACCUGCCCAACAAGUCACCUGCCCAACAAGUCGGAAACAUUGGAGAACAUGGCAGCAACUUAGUUGUGGGGAGAGCAAGUGGUUGGUGGUUAGAGAAAAUGUAGCGCAUGAGACCCCGAUUUUGUGGGAGUCUUUGGAGACGUGAGUUUGUGGGAGUCUUUGGAGACGUGAGUGAUGGGUGGUUAUACACCAAGCUAUAAGCCUCGCAGGAAGGGGUGGUUAUACACCCAGCUAUAAGCCUAGCAGGAAGGGGCACCUGUAAAGCAGAGAAGAUAGAAAAGAAAAAAAAAGUGGCCUCUCCAUUUUCGGAGGAGAGAGAAAAUUUUGUGCCUUGCUUUCUCCUUGUAAUUUGGCGUCUAAAGUUUUCUUACGGUUUGGGGUGAGAGACUGAUUCAAAGUCUCAUACAUCAACUGGUAUCAGAGCCGCGUUUCUGUGCAUGGUGGGGACCCGAUCGACGCACGGCACCACUGGUAAGCUGCUGCCAUAUCUCACACGACAUCGACGGCGACCACAAACUGAAGAGAGUGACAUCUCUACGCCCGGCGACAAAGAAGUGACUGUUGGGUUGGUUGCUGCUCUUCAAACCAUGCAAUCCACCCUUGAAAACAUGGCUUUACGGAUGGAACAACUUGAGCAUGUUCAACAACAAAUGAUCAAAGUACAAAGGGAGGACGUUGAUGCAAAGCAAGAAGAGGCGAAGGGACCCGAACAACCUCUCACAAGGGAAUGCCCAAGACCGUUCAAGGUGGAGGCCAAGAUUGACAUCCCGGUAUUUGAUGGUUCCAUUGAUGCUGAGAAGCUGGAUUCUUGGUUGGCUAAAAUGGAAACUUAUUUUACUCUUUAUGAGUAUCCAGGUACGAAACGUGUAGCCUUUGCUAUAUUAAAACUUACCAACCAUGCAUUGGCAUGGUGGAAUGGUAUACUGGCAUCUCGAGCAUCACUUGGGAGGAAUUUAAAAGACUCCUGAGGCUGGAGUUCUAUCCAAUGGGAUAUUUGCAAGAUCAUUGGACAAGGUGGUAUACGUUGUGGCAGUACAACACACAAUCGGUGCAAGAAUAUACAACUGAGUUCCAACGGCUUGCAGUUGCUCUUGGUGUAUCGAUCAACACUGAGGAAGUUGUACAAAAAUUUGUGGUGGGUCUAAAUUAUUUGAUUCGCCAAGAGUUGCAACUUUUUCGAGUGUUGGAUGUCUCAAGCGCCAGUACUACAGCAAUGGCUAUUGAAGUAAAGAACAGGGGAAGCAACCACAAAAAUUUUGCAAAAUUCAAACCGAAGACAUCGAAAGAUGAAAAAAAACACACUUCGGAGGACUCCAAGUCAUAUUCUUCCAAGUCUGAUUUCUACUGCAAUCAUUGCAAAAUUUAUAGACACAUCAAGGAGAAAUGCUGGAAGGUGCAUCCUGAAUUGAGACCCAAGCGGUUCAAAGGUCAAAAUAAAGGAAAAUAAAUUAACAAGGUGGUGGCUAGAGAAAAUAAGCCUGAGCGGGUUGGCUCAAUCCAGCAACCGGACACGGCCCUAUCCUUGAUGGCGAGAUUGGACAUUGUUAUCUCAACUGCAGAGGAGGAGCAUGCUGAGGAACUCUUCACGAUCAAUAUUCAGGUGAAAAAUGAGGUUAUCGGCGCAAUCUUCGUCACUGGAAUCCAAAAGAAUCUAAUAUCGUCAAGUCUAGUGGAACGACUUGGUUUGGCCACCACACCACAUCCUCGCCCAUAUCCCUUGGGAUGGAUCAUAAAGGAUGUUGGACAACGAGUGGAAUGCCAGUGCAAGUUGAAAUUUGCCAUCACCUCUCGUUUUAUUGAUGAAGUCAUUUGUGAUGUUGUUCCACUUGAUGUUUGCCAAGUGGUUCUCGGAAGUCUAUAUUUGUGGCUUCGUGAUGGUUACUACCAUCGACGAGCACAAGAAUAUGAACUCACCAAAGACGGUAAGCAGUUUGUGAUCACUCGGGACAACAUCGCCCCACCCACAGACUUGAUGACGACCGGACAAGUCAAACAAGUGGUGAAUGCAUGCCAAAGAUUUGUCUUAUUACUUGUACGUUUAGUGCAGCCGUGUGAAGAGGAUGCAACAUUCCAUCUCAUGUACACACGUGAGAAAGAAGAAGGUAUGCUCACGAAAUUACUCAACUCUUAUACUGAUUUGUUUGAAGAUCCAUAAGGACUACCACCACGGCGUCCA